AUGUCUCCCCAAUACGGUGCCCUCGGCGCAACUUUCCAACUAUCCCGCCUCUUCCAAGUCUGCUCCCUAAUUGCCAUAAUUGGCAUGACAGCAAAGUUCAUCAGUGUGCUAGUAAACAACAAUGCCACACCCCCAAAUAUCCUAAUCGGAACGAUCAGUGUGACCUGCAUCGCAGCAAUCUACUGCAUAAUCACCGCGAUCCUCUACACAGACGACAUCCUCCCGUUCCUAGCCUGUGCCGUGCUAGACAGUCUGCUGCUAAUCGCACUGAUUGUCGUCACUGUUAUCGUCGGCAAACCACUCUCGUACCUGAAGUGUACGACGCUAGCGGAGCUGGGAGAUAAGGAUGCUACGUUGUAUGCGUUUGCGUCGAGACUUUCGAGUUAUAUUGCUAGUGUUAGUGGGAAGAUUGAUUAUGUUUCGUGGAUUGGGGCUUCAAAGGCGAUUUGCAUUGAGACGAAGGCUAUUUGGGGGUUGAGUAUUGGACUUUGUAUUCUCUUUUUCUUCUCUGUUAUUUGCAAUGUUUGUUUGUGGCUACAGAAGAAGAAGGCUCUUGCGGUGAAGAGUAUGGAGUAA
Messenger RNA from Penicillium psychrosexuale, 576 nucleotides. RefSeq lists its product as uncharacterized. The record is from RefSeq and is a predicted model, not a curated record. Lineage: Eukaryota; Fungi; Ascomycota; Eurotiomycetes; Eurotiales; Aspergillaceae. Bases 1 to 576 code for a protein of 191 amino acids. The transcript is spliced from 3 exons.